Myotis lucifugus (little brown bat) is the source of this 3781-nucleotide messenger RNA. It is a transcript of the gene TUB, whose product is annotated as tubby bipartite transcription factor. NCBI's taxonomy places the organism in Eukaryota, Metazoa, Chordata, Mammalia, Chiroptera, Vespertilionidae. Bases 327 to 1805 code for a protein of 492 amino acids. The transcript is spliced from 12 exons. Gene Ontology annotation, biological process: protein localization to cilium. The record is from RefSeq and is a predicted model, not a curated record. Gene Ontology annotation, cellular component: cilium.
GAGGAGGCUUCGCUCCUCCUCCUGCCCCGGACCUCGGGGGCUUCCUCUACACGGAGUGAGGCCUCUGCCCGUGGCAGCUCCGGCUCCUGCCCUCUGCCUCUCGGUGGGCUCCUCCCAGCCUCCACCCGCCCCUGCUUCAUUCCCACAGCUCUGGUCAUUACCGCCCUCAUUCUGGGCCGCCUGCCUGCUGUCCUGGGCCCCACAGAGGGAGCACCCGACGGAAGUCCCUCCACCCUGAUCCCACUUAACUCCCAUCUGAAGCGGCUGAGACCGGGGCCCUGCAGGAGGCCUUGAGUGACCACGGUCUGGCCAGGCAAGGGGCAGGAAUGCUGAGUGUCUUAGAUGAUGAGGGCAGCAACCUGAGGCAGCAGAAGCUUGACCGGCAGCGGGCCCUGCUGGAGCAGAAGCAGAAGAAGAAGCGCCAGGAGCCGCUGAUGGUGCAGGCCAAUGCCGACGGGCGGCCCCGAAGCCGGCGGGCCCGGCAGUCGGAGGAGCAGGCCCCCCUGGUAGAGUCCUACCUCAGCAGCAGUGGCAGCACCAGCUACCAAGUUCAAGAGGCCGACCCACUUGCCAGUGUGCAGCUGGGAGCUGCCCGCCCAACAGCACCAGCCUCAGCCAAGAGAAGCAAGGCAGCGGCCGCCGCAGGGGCCUCGAAGAAGGGGAAGAAGGGGAAGCACAAAGGCGCCGGCGGGCCAGCGGCUCUGGCAGAAGACGAGUCUGAGGCUCGAGGCCCAGUGCAGAUCCUGACUGUGGGCCGGUUGGACCACGCCCAGGACGCAGGGGAGACGGCAGCUGGUGGGGGCACACAGCCCAGCGGGCAGGACCUCCGUGCCGCGAUGCAGAGGAAGGGCAUCUCCAGUAGCAUGAGCUUUGAGGAGGAAGAGGAGGAUGAGGACGAAUACAGCUCCAGUUCCUCCCAGCUAAACAGCAAUACCCGCCCCAGCUCCGCCACUAGCAAGAAGUCCAUCAGGGAGGCAGCCUCAGCCCUCAGCCCAACAGCCCCAGAGCCCUCGGCAGAAGUUGAGGUCCAGGAUCUCGAGGAGUUUGCACAGAGACCAGCUCCCCAGGGCAUCACCAUCAAGUGCCGCAUCUCGAGGGACAAGAAGGGGAUGGACCGGGGGAUGUACCCCACCUACUUUCUGCACCUGGACCGAGAGGACGGGAAGAAGGUGUUCCUCCUGGCGGGAAGGAAAAGAAAGAAGAGUAAAACAUCCAAUUACCUCAUCUCUGUGGACCCUACAGACUUGUCUCGAGGCGGGGACAGCUACAUCGGGAAACUGCGAUCCAACCUCAUGGGCACUAAGUUCACCGUUUAUGACAAUGGAGUCAACCCCCAGAAGGCUUCCUCCUCUACGUUGGAAGGUGGGACCCUGCGUCAGGAGCUGGCCGCCGUGUGCUACGAGACUAACGUCUUAGGUUUUAAGGGGCCACGGAAGAUGACUGUGAUUGUCCCAGGCAUGAACAUGGUUCACGAGAGAGUCUGUAUCCGGCCCCGCAACGAGCACGAGACGCUGCUAGCACGCUGGCAGAAUAAGAACACGGAGAGUAUCAUUGAGCUACAAAACAAGACGCCUGUCUGGAACGAUGACACGCAGUCCUACGUACUCAACUUCCACGGGCGCGUCACGCAGGCCUCCGUGAAGAAUUUCCAGAUCAUCCAUGGCAACGACCCGGACUACAUCGUGAUGCAGUUCGGCCGCGUGGCAGAGGACGUGUUCACCAUGGACUACAACUACCCGCUGUGUGCGCUGCAGGCCUUCUCCAUCGCCCUGUCCAGCUUCGACAGCAAACUGGCCUGUGAAUAGAGGCCUCCUCACGUCCGUCGGGGUGGCCCAGCCCGGAGUGGGGCUGCCUGCCUGCCCUCUGUACAUAGGCCUCCUGCCAGAUGAACCUGUGGCUCUCGGUGGGCCCCCGGCCCAGCCAGCCAGGAACUGGCUCCUCUGCCCCCCUGUUGAGGCAGAGAAGUGGGGUGUGUGUAAAGGGCCCACAGUGAAUUCUUUCUGUGCCCCAGGAUCCACACACACACACCCAACCUUGGGUUAGCAUCCUGCUGCAGUCGUGUUUGCCAAGCUGCGAAGGCAGGAAGAGGUGUAGAGGGAGAGGAAGCACAAUGCCGGGCUGCUGUGGCCCAGCCACCCACUCAACCCAGGAGUCGAUGAGCACGGAUCCCGGCAGGGAGGGGCACAGUGAGUGUGUGUGGAAGGCAGUCACCGUCACACAGCAAAGGGCUUGGUAGCCGAGCCUGGCCCUUAACUGCAGGAAGCCCCCUGACUUCAGGCCUCAGCCAGGCCUGGGAGAGGCCAGCAGGUAGGGGAAGGGUCAGCGGCAGGACCCUGUCAGGGUUGCAGGGGCCUGGCUGUGGGAGCUGCCUGGUGGCCUCGGGUUCUAGCUCAUUUGGUUUCUCUAGGUUUUCUCUGUGCACAGAGGCAGCAGGAGGCCAGCCAUCAAGGCCAGCUGUCUUAGAGGAUGGCCUGCAGGACACAGGCUCAGCAUACGGGAGGUGCAUGGAACAGGCGUCCUGGACCAGGCUGUCCUGGGAGCCCUCAGCUACCCCAGCAGCUCUCUGCCCAGCAGCCUCGGUGCAGGAAACAUGGACGGGCCUAGGUCACCAGCCCCGGACUCCACACAGGUAGGCGUGCCCGGGCUGGGGCUGGUGAGCUGCAGGUGCUCUGCCUGGGCUUCAGCUCCUGCUGCAGUGAGUGGAGGUCGUGGCUGCUGAGGGCCGCACUGCGUGGUCCUCGGAAGGAUGGGGCAGCUGAGGAGGGCAGGGAGUACUGCAGAAUCACUAGACAUGAGAGGCGGCAGGACCCUUAGAGAUCAACUAGUACAACGGCCACCAUAGGCAAAUCACUCAACGUAUGGUACUUGCCUGGGGUCACCUGGCUGGUGAGUGGCAGGGUCAGAGCUUCAGCUCCCUGGAUUUCUGUGUUCCCAGCAUCCCCCCAGAAAACCAUUACCUAUGGCUUUCGGGCCUUCCCGGGGCCCAGUCCGAUGCCCUCGCCCCAGAUGAGAUGGUGUGCGUUCGGGGUGUUGCGGCUAUAGACUGAAGUGGAAACUAUCUCAGUAGAUUGGCAGUUCCCUGCUAAAAGCCGUCUGGCUUUUUGCCUGUCAGACUGAUCAGGACUGACCUGUGUCUGGCUCCCCCAGAGAGCAGGCCUAGCGAGGCUGCUCCCCAUUUCUGCACGUGGGUGUGAUGGGCGGUGCGUGUGCCGGGCGGGGGCCUGAUCUCCUCCUCCCCCAACAUCCUCUUCUGAGGACAUGGGAACGCCUCUUGCCUUUCUGUCCUUUUCCCUGGUUCACCCUGAUGGAGAGCAGGCGUCAGUGGGAAGCAGGCAGUUCCUCCCUUCAGAGUAGAUGUGCUUGGAAAGGCUGUGUAGAAACUGAUGCUUUGAAAACAUGUCAGCGAGGUCUGCCGUGAGGUGGAGGAGCUGUUCUGACCUGAGUGGAGGUAGUGCGCUCUCGCUUCCCUGAAGCACAGGUUUCCCGGGCAUACUGAGAGCCGGGUCAUCUGUCACAGCCGAUCGCCCACCCCCGGGGGUUUCCGAGAGGCCCCUCCAGGGGGACCAUUCUGAGGGCACUGCGGCUUUCUGUAGAGGGCCGGUCCACAUCCCAGGGAACCUUGCGGUGUCCUCCUCCUUCCCAUGGUCCCGUUCGGCUCUUCCUUUUCUGACCUGGGGAAGAGACCUGCUGCCAAUUGGGGUGAUGGAAACUAGAUGAUCUCUAAUGUCUGGUCACGCUGUUUCUCUGAAUGGGAUUUAAAGGCAGAACAGCUGGUGCUGUA